Messenger RNA from Monoraphidium neglectum, 810 nucleotides. RefSeq names its product small nuclear ribonucleoprotein. The transcript has 8 exons. Gene Ontology annotation, molecular function: ATP binding; nucleic acid binding. Lineage: Eukaryota; Viridiplantae; Chlorophyta; Chlorophyceae; Sphaeropleales; Selenastraceae. The record is from RefSeq and is a predicted model, not a curated record. Bases 1 to 810 code for a protein of 269 amino acids.
AUGUGUUGUAGUGUGCCUGUUCUGCUGCACCACCAGUUCUGGCUGCUGCGCAAGGCCCUGGUGGCGGGCGGCGAGGAGAGCGGGCUUUCGUUCACGCUGCCCAUCAGCGAGCCGCUGCCGCCGCAGUACUUUGUGCGGCUGGUCAGCGACAGGUGGCUCGCCUGCGAAGCCGUGCUGCCCAUCAGCUUCAGGCACCUCAUCCUGCCCGAGAAGUUCUCGCCCCCCACGGAGCUGCUGGACCUGCAGCCCCUGCCCGUCACCGCGCUGCGCAACGCGGCCUUCGAGGAGCUCUACACGCGGCCCGCGGGCGGCGAGGGCGGGGCCGGCGCGGCGGCGCAGCGGCCUAUAGCGGUGUUCAACGCCAUCCAGACGCAGCCGAGCGCGGCGGCGCGGGCGGGUAUGGUUGCGCUGCGCAGUUACGCGCGCGCGGCGGUCCGCGCGCGCGCGCCACGGGUCUUCAAUGCGCUGUACCACACCGACGACAACGUGCUGCUGGCAGCACCCACGGGCAGCGGCAAGACCAUAGCCGCGGAGUUUGCGCUGCUCAGGAUGCUGCAGCGCGCCAAGGAGGGCAAGGGCGUGGCCCGGUGCGUCUACGUGGCGCCCCUGGACGCCAUCGUGGCUGAGAGGGCGGCCGACUGGCGGGAGAAGUUUGGGAAGGGCCUCGGCCUCACGGUGGAGGUGCUGACCGGCGAGAGCGCGUCCGACCUGAAGCGCCUGGAGCGCGCCCAGCUGGUGCUGUCCAGCGCUCAGAACUGGGACAUGCUCAGCCGGAGGUGGAAGCAGCGCAAGAACGUGCAGGGGCCUUGA